Molecule: messenger RNA, 2505 nt
Organism: Durusdinium trenchii
Lineage: Eukaryota; Dinophyceae; Suessiales; Symbiodiniaceae
Source: the annotation of a GenBank genome assembly
AUGGUGCUGAGCCCCGUAGACCAGCUCUCUGAUGCUGAUGAAUCUCAGAAGGGUCAAGCAGGAGCCACAGGUUCCAGUAAGGCCAAGGCCAAACCUCCAGCCAAACCUACAGGUCCAAAACCUUUCAAAAGGCCAGCGGCUUCUGUUGAACCACCCAAAACCGAAGCUCCUGAAGAGACCACGCCGAGAAAGUCAGCCCUUCGUCUCCCUGUGCUGAAGCGGCCUUCGUCUGCGAGUACUGGUGGCAACGAUGAGCCACUGCUGAAAAAGCCUGCUGCGCUGGGGAUCUCAAAGUACCGGUACAAGAAUGGAGUCUGGGGGUUCAAGGUUGGAGGCAAGCAGGAGAAAGCGCUCUCAGAUGAGAUGCUCCGGGUGGCCAAGUUGAACGUAAAGAAGGAUGAACCCAAAUGUGAGGCAGAGAUUCAGGAAACUGAAGAUUUGGAAUUCGGAGCCCUUCAAGAGGGUGGUGAAGAAGAGGAAUGCGAGCAGGAUGAGGAAGAAGCCGAGGGCGAACUGGACAAUGGACACCUCUCUCUUACGCAUCCGGUGAAGUUCGAGGCCUUCUUGGAUGAGGACUUCAUCGCACACCAGCGCUUCGUGAGCUUCCCCACUGGAAGCCUCUUCAGCGCCUCACACGGACCUUUGCUUCGGCGCGAUGGCGGUGAAGAGCCCCGAAACACGCGGAAAGCCACCAAGACUACGGGAUGCUUCAUCCGCCCCAGCAGUUUGCGUCGUUUCCCUAGUGACUAUGAGCGAGUGCGAGUCCGUGGCGGUGCAGCUGUGAGGGCGCGAACGCUCAGCGGGCGCAGGUUCGGCUUCCAGGCGAAGCACGCAGCUUCCAAGCUCGGCUCAGAAAGCUUCCAGAUUUUGGAGCUGCGGCCGCUGUGGGAGGUGCCCCUGGGCGCGCUGAGCGACGGGCAGCGGCAGCGGGUGGAGCUGCAGAGAAGACUGGGCGCUGUGGAGACGGAGACGGUGGUCUUGUUGGAUGAGAUCACGGCCGAGCUGGACAUGUUGGUGAGACAGGACUUGCUGGACUGGCUGGUUGAAGCGAACUGCACCGUGCUGAACGUCACGCACGUCUUCGAAGCUUGUGAAGGUUGGGCCACUCAUCUCCUGUACCUGCAGGGCGCAGCCAGCCACCUCGAGCCGCUCGAGCCAGCCGCAACGGCGGGGCCGUGGCCUUCGCUCUUCGCUCGGGCGGUGGAGCGGCUUGGCCAGGAUGCCCCGACUCCUAUGGCUCGCGCUGCACUCCCGCGUGCUGUGGGCACCACAGCUGGUGUGGACAUCGAAGACCUUCGCUUCGACUAUGGCCGCGGGACGGUGCUGUCGGUGGAGAAGCUCUCUCUGCCUGUCGGGUGCCGAUGCCUCUUGGUGGGGCUCAACGGUGGUGGCAAGUCAACGCUGCUCAACGUCAUGGCAGGCCGGCGCAUGGCAAAGGCCCAAAAGCUGCAAGUACUGGGCGGCCAUCCAUUCGAGGAGCGGUGGCUGGACCGGGAGAUCUCCAUUCUCAGCAGCGAGUGGAAGCGCCAGGUGGGUCAGAUGCGAGGGCAGUUGACCUUCAAGGAGUUGGCGGACGCCACCCUGCAGGACUUGCAGUCCCAGGGCUUCGAGCCCACCAGCCUGGCGCAGCGGAUGUUGCGACUGGUGCAAAUCUUCUCCGUGGAGCCCACGAAACCGCUGGGCCUCCUCUCCGAUGGCCAGCUCCGACGUGUGCAGCUGGCAGUGAAGUUGGUCAAGCCUGCGCGGCUUUUGUUGAUGGAUGAAGUGACUGCGGACUUGGAUGUGCUUGCCCGCGAGGCCCUGCUGAGGUUCUUGCGUGAGGAGAGCGAGGAUGGAUGCAGCGUGGUCUACUGCACGCACAUCAUGGAUGGUCUGGCAGGAUGGGCCACGCACUUCCUCCACUUGGGCGGCGCGAGCGGCGCGUCCGUGGAGCCGGCGGCGGAGGUCGAAGCGUCGGGCGCUUCGCUGAGUGGUGCGGUCUUGGCGCGCCUGCGCGCGGAGCGUGAGCGGCGGAGGGCCGAACCGCCGGAGCGUGCCGCGGGUCGCCCGGAGCGUGUGGCCCACGCUGCGGAUUUCGGUGAUGCACUGCCGCUGGGGUGGCACCGACGACAUGCGGAGGGCGCCUACGGGAACUACGCCUGGAACGUGGAAGCGAAGCCGCAGGAGGAAUGGUCCUUCCAAUCCGUCGCCCCGGAGCCUUCCAACGAACGCCCGGCUGCGCCGCUUCCGGACGCGGCGCCCGCGCCCGCCGCGCCGGCGGCCGCGGGGCUGGGCUACUCGGCAGCGCCGGUAGCAGACAGCGCACCCUGGGGCGGAUCACGGAUGAAUCAGAUGAGCGCGGAGGAGUUGGUGAGGCUCGGCAUCAUCCCACCAGAGAAGUGAAGGGAAGUGAGGCUCCGCUGCUCAAGCGAGCCAGUACAGGGGCACCAACCAAAAGCGCAUGGGCAGAAGAGUUUGUUUUUUGGGGCGGUUGGUGGCUCUGUUUGGUUGCCAAAUGGAUGGAUA